Cannabis sativa is the source of this 606-nucleotide messenger RNA. RefSeq lists its product as uncharacterized. Bases 1 to 606 code for a protein of 201 amino acids. Lineage: Eukaryota; Viridiplantae; Streptophyta; Magnoliopsida; Rosales; Cannabaceae. The transcript has a single exon. The record is from RefSeq and is a predicted model, not a curated record.
AUGGUCAUGCUAAUAACCAAGAGAGUAGAUGUUAGUAGUCUAUGCCCGAUUUGUGAAUCACAUGAUGAAACCAUUCUCCAUGCUCUUGUCACAUGUUCUGUGGCAGCGACUUGCUGGGCAAAGGCUGGUGUGAACACAACUAUCGCGACUGGUAUGGAUUUCUUAGACUGGUGUGCUACCACUUUCGAUUCUGCUUCUAAUGAAACCCAAUGCUUGGUUGCUGUUCUUUGUUGGGCCAUUUGGAAAGCUCAGAACGAUAAGGUGUGGAAUAACAAGCUGCCUAAUGUUUAUUCGACUAUUGCUUUUGCUAUUACUUACCUUGGCCAAUGGAAGACCACUCAAACUCCUUUUGAGUCAUCUCAGCUGGCUGCUGGUUAUGGAGCCGAGCGGUGGAGCUCCCCUGUUUCAAAUGGUGUCAAGGUUAAUGUUGAUGUUGUAGUUUUUGAAGGGUCACAAGGCUAUGGCUUUGGUGUUGUUGCUAGGAAUGAAUUCGAUUAUCUAAUUGAGGGUGUUGCACGCUCUUAUUUGGGGGUGGUUAGACCUGAGUUAGCGGAGGCGAUUGGGGUUCGUGAGGCAAGUUGGAUCAAAGCCAAUGGCUGGUACUAG